Messenger RNA from Camelus dromedarius (Arabian camel), 2833 nucleotides. It is a transcript of the gene RNFT1, whose product is annotated as ring finger protein, transmembrane 1. Gene Ontology annotation, cellular component: endoplasmic reticulum. Bases 779 to 2062 code for a protein of 427 amino acids. Gene Ontology annotation, molecular function: ubiquitin protein ligase activity. Lineage: Eukaryota; Metazoa; Chordata; Mammalia; Artiodactyla; Camelidae. The transcript has 9 exons. Gene Ontology annotation, biological process: positive regulation of ERAD pathway. The record is from RefSeq and is a predicted model, not a curated record.
GCGCGCGAGGACGUGCGGGGAGCGCGCGCGCCGCCGCCACCAACGCCGCAACCGCCGCAACCGCCGCCGCCGCCGAGCUGGGCCGGAGUUGCCGGUUGUGGGGUUGAAGGUGAUGGCCGUGACUGAAGGCCUAGAGGCGGCGUCUCCCGGUGUUCCUGCAGUCGCUGCACGAGCCUCGGUCCGCACAUCGUCAUGAGAGGUCAGGCCUAGGGGAAGCGGGCGGAGGCGGCGAGGGCCUGCGGCGAGUGGGCUCUGGGGAGAAUAACUGAGGCACUCGAAGCUCGAACGUGGGUGGAAAACUGUCCUGGCGAUUCUGGAAGAGUCGUUUGCGUUUACUUUUCUUCCCUUUCUUGCUCGUGCACGGAGGAAAGUGGGAGGGUUCUACGUUUUUAUUUAAUGGAAAAAGGCGCUGAAACUGCCCCGUCCAACGUCCGUCUUUAGAGAUUCGAGAUCAGUAGCGGUCGUGGCGUUGGAGCAUCGGUGAAAGCCUUUAGUGAAAGGCACUAAAAACCAAACUGCCAAACAGUAUAACUAAAAAAAAGAAAAACUCAAACCUAGGAAUGAAGUAGAAUGACACAGAACAUGCCCUGAAGUUGACCCCAGCUUCCUCGUACAGACACGGCAGCAAGUCUCUGCGAUUUGUCAGCUGGUUUCGGACUCAGGCAUCGUCGGUGGCUACUCAGGCUCGUCAUUUAGGGAUCCUCCUCUGCCCCUGUUCUCUUUCCCCACACCGCCUCCCCUCAUCCUUAUUCAUACUGAAGAGUCAUCUAAUAAUUACAUGGCGACUCCCCAAGUCUCCUUAUUUUACAGGAGACAGAGCCCUAAAGCAAAGAAAUCUGGAUCACGGAAAAAGUAUCCAAGGGUCAUGCAAGCCAACUGUAGCCAACUUCACAGCCCUUCAGGAGCUGCAGGCAGUGAGGAUGCUGCAGCUUCCCAGUGUGUUCAAACAAGAUUGACAGGAGAAGCUUCCUGUCUUUAUUGUGGAGAUGUUCAUAUCCAGAUGAACUCCAUGCUGAAAGAAUGUGCUGAAAAUACAAGCUCUGGAAAUACAAGGUCAGGUGUCCAUAGCUGUACCCAUGGAUGUGCACAUAGUCGCUUCCGGAGUCACUCCCACAGUGAAGCAAGGCAGCCUGAUGAUACAAACACGGAGUCUGGAGAUCAUGGUAGUAGCUCCUCCUCAGAAUUCCGAUAUCUCUUCAAAUGGUUGCAAAAAAGUAUUCCAUAUAUUUUGAUUCUGGGUGUCAAACUUUUUAUGCAGCAUAUAACAGGCAUUUCUCUUGGAAUUGGGCUGCUUACAACUUUUAUAUAUGCAAACAAAAGCAUUGUAAAUCAGGUUUUUCUAAGAGAAAGGUGCUCAAAGAUUCAUUGUGCUUGGUUACUGGUAUUCUUAGCAGGAUCUUCUGUUCUUUUAUAUUACACCUUUCAUUCUCAAUCACUUUAUUACAGCUUAAUUUUUUUAAAUCCUUCUUUGGACCAUUCGAACUUCUGGGAAGUGCUUUGGAUUGUUGGAAUUACAGACUUCAUUCUGAAAUUCCUCUUCAUGGGCUUAAAAUGCCUUAUUUUAUUGGUGCCUUCUUUCAUUAUGCCUUUUAAAUCCAAGGGUUACUGGUAUAUGCUUUUAGAAGAAUUAUGUCAGUAUUACCGAACUUUUGUUCCCAUACCAGUUUGGUUUCGUUACCUUAUAAGCUAUGGGGAGUUUGGUAAUGUAACUAGAUGGAGUCUUGGGAUAUUGCUGGCUUUACUCUACCUCAUACUAAAACUUCUGGACUUUUUUGGACAUCUAAGAACUUUCAGACGGGUUUUGCGAAUUUUUUUUACACGACCGAGUUACGGAGUGGCUGCCAGCAAGAGACAGUGUUCAGAUGCGUAUGGUAUUUGUUCAGUAUGUCAAGCUGAAUUUCAAAAGCCAAUUCUUCUCAUCUGUCAGCAUAUAUUUUGUGAAGAGUGCAUUACCUUAUGGCUUAACAGAGAGAAAACAUGUCCGUUGUGCAGAACUGUGAUUUCAGACCAUGUAUACAAAUGGAAAGAUGGAGCCACUUCAUCACAGCUUCAGAUAUAUUAAGUUCUCAACUUAAUAUUAAAGCCACAAAACACUAUAAUUUCAUUUGGUUUCAGUGACUAUUGACAAAGACAUUAGAAUGGAUUUUCAGGGCUAGAAGUUAAGGAAAAUGUUUCCAAAUCAUUUUAGAGUAUUAUAAUAAGACAUAAGUGUGUAGUCCAAUUUAUCAAAGAUUAAAUGAAAAGAAUGCUAUAUUUAAAUAUAUAUACAUAAUGUUCAACCUAAUGCAUAUGCAACAUUUAUUCUAUCCUAAUUAUCUGACAGAUGAUUGCAGUGUUAAAAUUGUAAAUGUGUUUUCUUGUUAAUGUUACCAAAAUAACAAUUGCAUAACUAGAACUAGUGGUUUUAGAAGAAUUUGGGUAUUCUUUCCUGACAUUGUUUUUAGAAUAAAAAGUAUUUUUCACGAUAUUUUAAAGUACACAUUACCUGAAAGUAGAAUUUUCUUUAUCAUUGACUUUUAUAAUUCCCACUCAAAAAAUUCUCAACUUUUUCAUAAAAUUUGUAUUUUUAAAUGAAAGUUCUAAAUGCUAUAUUUUACUUGUAACAAUCGUAUUUUCUAAGGAAGAUCAAUGUACUGAGGAUGAACUAUUUUAAUACUGUAUUUUCUGUAAUAUGAUUAGCAGUCAUUGAGAACAGGUGAUUUAAAUUCCUAUUGUUUGUGAACAUUAUACAUACUGUCCUGCUGUCAGCUUUAAUGUUCAUGAUCUUGCUUUUUUGUAUAGUGCCAUGGACUGUAUUGAAGUAACUAUUAAAAUAAUUCACAUGGAUUGUAAA